Molecule: messenger RNA, 1362 nt
Organism: Eimeria tenella
Lineage: Eukaryota; Apicomplexa; Conoidasida; Eucoccidiorida; Eimeriidae
Exons: 7
Coding region: 1-1362 (453 amino acids)
Source: RefSeq, a predicted model, not a curated record
AUGAUUAACUCCCUACUGAACGCGAAGUUCGCUAUGCCUCAGGGUGCAAUAAUGGGAACCAAGGUGGACCUGGAUGGGGAUUAUGAAAUGAUUACGAAGCUGGGGCUGGAUCCGCCGACUUCUGCCGGUCACGUUUAUGAGCAGGGAGCACUGCGGAAACGGCGUGCACGACGCCAGCCAGCCAUUUGGCCUCUUUUUAUAGCGCUCGCAGUAUCUGCAUCCGUUGCUUUUUUGCUUCUGAAAUGCGCUUUCCACUUGCAAGUAAAUCUGUCGAGGUCUUCGCGGGCGCUUUCGAGCGGCGACGGAGGCGACGCGUGGAAGACGCUUUUAUCUCAUGUAGGUUUGGUAGAGUUCUUCGUACAGUGCGAGUGCGGGGCGCAAACGCAGACUUCUGCACUAAGUCAGAAGCUCUUUUGCCUAUAUUACCCUGCACCUUGUUACCUUGCCUUUCAGGAAAGCUGCGAGUCCAGUGACGACGAGGCUUCGGAUACUCCCCGUAGACGAAGCCCAGUGAGCCGAUGGAAGCUCUGGACUGGAAGACUCACAGAAGGAAUGGCUUCCGUGUACGGGGGAAAACGUUCGUAUGAGCCGCUUCGGCGAGUGGCUUCUACGGCAUCUUCUGCAUCUACUGAAGGAGGGGCCACUUUCGCCUCUGCUGAAGAAGGGCCCAGCUCUGCAUCAGCUGAUAGAGGGGCCAGUUCUGCAUCAGCUGAUAGGGGGGCCAGUUCUGCAUCAGCUGAUAGAGGUGCCAGUUCUGCAUCAGCUGAUAGAAAGGCCAGUGAUGUUUCAGCCGUUGUCGGCCACGGCGGUAUGGGCUGGGUCCAACACCAAACUGUGCUUGAACUUGGAUACCCAUGGGCACCACACCAGCUCGGCUUCACUUUGGAAAAUCCUUUCAUAGACAUUGGAGGGGAAAUGGGAGAUAGAAUACGGGAAAUUACUCGAAGGCUUGGAGAAGCUGCAGUGUGUUCCUGCAUGGCUCACGGAGGAAUGAAUACCAGUUUAUUCGUGACAGAGUGGACAGCCCCAACAGGGGAUGAUGUUCAUUUACACGUUGAAUUGUGUGAAUUGAGCAACAAAGGCACAGGAAUUUUAGGUCAAAUUGCGUCUGUCUUUUCAAGAGAGAACCUCUACAAUCAGAGUCAUUUCCGGCGUGAUGUAAUAGUCCUGGGCGCAGAAAUGCUGACUAAUUGCAUGAAAGCAGUGGAACUUUCAGGGAAAGUUCCGGACGGGGGAACAGUUCCUUUGGGUUUUGUAAUCCCGAAGCCGCAAGGGCCGAGCACGGGGGAAAUCCUGAUUAAGGUCUAUGCCACGUCUCCUAGUGAAUCUGCUUUACGCUCUUCUUCAAAGAAAGAUGAGUAA